AUGGUGAUGAAGAACGAACAGGAAGAGUUGGCGCAGAUUAUGAUCGAUACAAAUUUGAAUUUGGCCAUCAUGUUGAAUCGUGGAAUAUAUGCACGGUCUUCACAAGUUGCAAACGCUCUUUUGGAAAACUUUUCUAGAGACUCAAAUGUAAUAUGCCCCGUUUUUGGUGUUAUCAGUGUGGGUGAUUUAAGCUCGAAUUUGGCAAAGGUAGCAACAAAAAUAAACCCAUUUGUUCAUGCAGGGUCUUUCAUAGCUGAUGACCUACAUGCCGUUCUUAUUACAGGAAUAUAUGUUGUAUUCCUUAACCCAUUACGUAUAAGCGUCGAAAUAAAAAAUUCAUAUGGAAAAAAGUGGGGUAACAACGGAUGUACUUGGAUCGCUUCUGGAGUCUUGGAAGAGAUUGGUGUACCUUACAUGGGUUCUUGUGAUACCAGGAGAAAAAAAGUUUCGACCUCAGAAAGAAUUGUUCAAACUGCACAUAAAAUUUGCAAGCGACCUUUUUGUAUUAGGCUACCAAAUUGGAGAGCCCCGUUGUCUCACUCUGGCCAGACUAUGUUGUCUAAACCGGGCUCAUGCUAGCUUUAGAGUUUGGCUUGGGCGUUCCCCCGGAAACCAUACCGCCGGCUGCCACUUGACAGUUGUUGUGCCACCACAAGAGCAGAACUCUUUGGCGUAACACAUGGUGGGACGAAAACCCGGAUGGGCUCAGGAUAUAGCCUGACACCUUUGUACAUAACUUGGCGUCUAUAUAUACUAGGGUUGUGUAAACAACAUUCUUUUAGUUUGUUGCGUUCUUGUAUCAACUUUUGUAAUAUUUU
This is a messenger RNA of Helianthus annuus (common sunflower), 818 nucleotides long. RefSeq lists its product as uncharacterized. The record is from RefSeq and is a predicted model, not a curated record. The coding region runs from base 1 to 579 and encodes 192 amino acids. The transcript has 3 exons. Lineage: Eukaryota; Viridiplantae; Streptophyta; Magnoliopsida; Asterales; Asteraceae.